UUUGACAACUGCAUUUGUUUAUCUUCUUACUUGAGUUUUGCCGCUUGUGUGUGGUGUAGAUUUAUUUGAAUUUCGUCAAUAAAAGUUUAAUUUCAAUCAAUUUAAAUAAAAUACAAUGCGAUUAUACUUAUAGUUAUUACGUGAAUUAAUUAUGUGGACUAAACUAACUUUAUUCUCACGUUCCCUGCCGAUAUCUCAUAGGAUUCACCUAUUCAGCAGAAAAUCCCGCCAAUCGAUAGCACGUAGUUUGAGCACCACCAAGCCCCUCAGCAAGGACGGCGACAUUCCGUGUGAUCGGAUCCCGGUCAGCCGGAUUCGUAAUUUCAGCAUAAUUGCUCAUGUCGACCAUGGCAAGAGCACCCUGGCCGAUCGCCUGUUGGAACUGACCGGGACGAUUGCGAAGAAAGCCGGCAACAAACAGGUACUGGACAGUCUUCAAGUGGAGAAGGAACGCGGCAUCACGGUGAAGGCUCAGACGGCCUCGUUGGUGUACCGAUAUGAGGGGGAAACGUAUCUGUUGAACCUAAUCGACACCCCGGGGCAUGUGGACUUUUCCAAUGAGGUGUCCCGUUCGUUGGCCGCCUGCGAUGGGGUGAUUCUGCUGGUGGAUGCCAAUGAGGGAGUGCAGGCGCAAACAGUGGCCAAUUUCCAUCUGGCCAAAUCGAAGCAGUUGGUCAUUGUGCCGGUGUUAAAUAAAAUCGAUUUGAAGAAUGCCCGCCCGGAUGCGGUGACACAGGAACUGUUUACGUUGUUUGAAAUUGAUCCGGACGAGGUGCUGCGAAUUUCUGCCAAAGCUGGGACCGGGUGUGAGGAGGUAUUGAAGGAGAUUGUUAAAAGACUACCAGCGCCGGAUGCCCGGAGAGAGCAAAAUUUUCGUGCGAUGAUAUUUGAUAGUUGGUUUGAUCGGUAUCGCGGUGCGUUGAAUUUGAUUUUCGUGAAAGACGGCGAUGUUCGGACUGGGCAGGAGAUAGUUUCGUGUCACACGGGAAAGACUUAUGAGGUCAAGAGUUUGGCAAUGUUGCAACCGGAUGAAAGGAAAGUUGAUAGGCUUGUUGCAGGGCAGGUGGGAUUACUGGGGUGCAAUAUGAGGACUAGUAAGGAAUCUAACAUUGGUGAUACUUUGUAUGCUAAGAAAGACAAAACAUGUGUUCCAUUGCCGGGUUUCAAGCCUCAGCAACCGAUGGUUUUUGCAGGAGUUUACCCGGCAGACCAAUCUCAACAUCCGUACUUGAAAAGUGCGAUUGAAAAGUUGGUGUUAAAUGAUUCUGCCGUGACCGUAACACCGGAUUCGAGUCCUGCUUUGGGGCAAGGAUGGCGAUUAGGAUUCUUGGGACUUUUGCAUUUAGACGUAUUUAGUCAAAGACUUCAGCAGGAGUACGAUGCAGAUCCCAUUCUCACUGCCCCUUCAGUAACCUAUAGAAUAAAACUGAAAGGAGCCAAGAUUAUUGCGGCACAUGGAGGUAGUGAGGAGAUUUACAUAAGCAAUCCAGCUCUGUUUCCUGAUAAGACCAUGGUCGAAGAAUACUAUGAACCGUAUGUGUUAGGAACGAUCAUCGCUCCAACAGAAUGCACUGGACCUGUUAUCGGGCUGUGUGUCGAGCGACGAGCCAUCCAAAAGACCUCAAUCAACAUCGAUAACGAUCGGAUAAUGACCACGUACCUGAUGCCGCUGAACGAGAUCGUACUGGACUUUUACGAUCAAUUGAAAUCCAUCAGUUCCGGAUAUGCCAGUUUUGACUACGAGGAUCAUGGUUACGUGGCGAGUGCUCUGGUUCGGAUGGACAUUCUUCUGAAUGGGCAGCUGGUUGAUGAACUGUGUACAGUAGUGCACAUUAGCAAGGCGCAAACCCACGCCAGGGAGCUGGUGCUAAAACUGAAGGACUUAAUUCCCAGACAGAUGGUGCAGAUCGCCAUUCAAGCGGUAGUAGGUGGAAAGAUUGUAGCCCGAGAAACUUUGAAGGCAUAUCGGAAGGAUGUGACUGCUAAACUGUAUGGCGGUGACGUGACUCGAAGGAUGAAAUUGCUCAAACAGCAAGCUGAAGGGAAAAAGAAAAUGCGUUCAGUCGCGAACAUCAAUGUACCCAAGGACACGUUUAUUAACGUGCUGAAGCGAUAAUCCUUGGAAUCUUUCCGGCAGGUAAGUCUAGAAAAUU
Molecule: messenger RNA, 2153 nt
Organism: Armigeres subalbatus
Lineage: Eukaryota; Metazoa; Arthropoda; Insecta; Diptera; Culicidae
Gene: waw
Product: translation factor GUF1 homolog, mitochondrial
Exons: 3
Coding region: 152-2116 (654 amino acids)
Biological process (GO): positive regulation of translation
Cellular component (GO): mitochondrion
Molecular function (GO): mitochondrial ribosome binding; GTP binding; GTPase activity
Source: RefSeq, a predicted model, not a curated record